Cucurbita maxima (winter squash) is the source of this 1585-nucleotide messenger RNA. RefSeq lists its product as uncharacterized. Gene Ontology annotation, cellular component: membrane. NCBI's taxonomy places the organism in Eukaryota, Viridiplantae, Streptophyta, Magnoliopsida, Cucurbitales, Cucurbitaceae. The transcript has 6 exons. Bases 323 to 1270 code for a protein of 315 amino acids. The record is from RefSeq and is a predicted model, not a curated record. Gene Ontology annotation, biological process: Golgi vesicle transport.
AGGAAAAGGAAAAGGAAAAGGAAAAGGAAAAGGAAGGACGAAGGGGAAGGGAAAGGGAAAGUGAAAGAGGAACGGAAUCGCUUUUAUAUCUCUCUCUUUCUCAAUUCUCUGUUUAAUUUAUUAGCGGAGGAGAGGGAAGGAGGGAGUGAAGUAUACGAUUUUGAUUCUUCCUCUCCUUCGUUUUCUUUCGUUUCAAGCCUUGCGAUUUAUUCAUCCCCGGAAAUUCUGAAUUGUUGGUGGGUCGAUUCAGCGCCUCGCACGGGCUACGAUCUUGUCGUCAUAUCGUUGACCAUUUUAUGAGUGAUUACCGCCGCGGUUUGAGAUGUUGGUUGCACGGAGUUUUGAUUUAUGGCAGAAAGAUGCUUUCUUUUCCGCCGCUGAGGAGGUGCAAGAAUCGGCCGACAUAUUGGAAUCAAUAUAUAGGACAUGGUUAAGAGAGAGAAAAGCAAGGUUAAUGGUAGAUGAUUUGGAUGCAUUUACCAGGGAGUUGCGAACUGCUUUGGGAACAACCAAAUGGCAGUUAGAAGAGUUUGAGAAGGCUGUCCGGUUGAGCUACAGACACCAUGGGGAUGAUACUAAGCUGGAAAGACAUAGACAAUUCAUUGACGCCAUUGAAAACCAAAUAUUUUGUGUUGAGGAAUCAUUACGUGAAUAUUUUGUUGAGGAAGGCAAGCAACCCCUUAAAUGGGUAAACCUUAAUGAGGAAGAAUGUGAUGAUUUAGCUGCAUUUCUCUCUGGGACAACUGCUACUAUACGAGGUCCAAAAGAUGAAAUUUUGGAACCUAUGCCUUCUUUUGAAGAAUCUACUCAUGAGACUUAUAGUAAAAGACGAGAAGAAAGCAGUAAUCAGAGCAGCCUAGAUAUUGGCGAUAAAGUCGAAGAAACUCAAAAUGUAAUUUCACGUGCAGGGGAAGAUGUUGUAAGCCAUCCAGAAAGGAUGGCCAAUGCUAGGAGAGUGUGGAGUUCACCUAACUUUGGUUCUAUGACAAUUGCUAUUCCUGAUGAGGAUGAGUGUAUAAACCCAAUUCCAACUGUCGAGGCCACACCUAAAGAUAAAGGAUCUAGAACAAUCCUCUGGAGGCAAAUUGGGCGGGAGUUUCUUCCAGCAAAGGUUGCUGGUCAUGCAUACAAUCAGCUCUUUGCUAGGUUUUUGGGCCGCAGACAAUUCCAGAGUUCAAGGAAUCUACAGCGUGGUUGCUCAGUUCAACUUACACUUGCUCUGAUGUUAACUAUUUUUUUGUUGGUGCCUUUUGUACUUUAUUCAACUUGACGGUCCUGUAGGAGACAUCUACAAUAUUUCAGCGGUCACUACAGAUUUAGAUCUCAACGCUCUGGAGAAAUGAAGGUGUUUUCAGAGGAUUGAAGAUGAAGAAGAAGAAGAAGGCCUAUUGUAUUUCUGUUGCUAUGAACAAAGUGAAAAGGCAACAAGAAUUAGGAUAUAAUUAAUAGAGAUAUUGUACGAUUUACUACAGUGUGUCUAAAACCACAAGCUGCAAAAGAAUCUCGUAUAGAACUGUGCUUGUCUGUCUAUUAUGUCUUCAGGGAUUCUACUGGGAAACCAAAGAUUGAUGCUUUCCUGUCAAAA